Cryptomeria japonica (Japanese cedar) is the source of this 1127-nucleotide messenger RNA. RefSeq names its product putative 4-hydroxy-4-methyl-2-oxoglutarate aldolase 2. The record is from RefSeq and is a predicted model, not a curated record. NCBI's taxonomy places the organism in Eukaryota, Viridiplantae, Streptophyta, Pinopsida, Cupressales, Cupressaceae. Bases 348 to 848 code for a protein of 166 amino acids. The transcript has 2 exons. Gene Ontology annotation, molecular function: ribonuclease inhibitor activity. Gene Ontology annotation, biological process: regulation of RNA metabolic process.
CAACACAUGGAAAUCACAGGGUUUGGAUAUGUAAAGUGUAUAUUAUAUAAAGAGGUGGGCAUAUGUUCCGAGGAGGAGAAAUGGCUGCUUAGUUUAAAUCAUAGUCCGCACCUGCCAAAUUCUGAUAUAACUAUUACUAGUUUUAUUGUUUAAUGAUAGAUUGCAUUCCUACCAACGCGGAUUCAUUCAUCUCUUCUUUUGGGGCCCUUACGAAUGCUUCGAUGAAUAUGGAAUAGAGGAUUUAGAUGGAGAGCUUCUGCUAAAUUUGGAGGAGAGAAUCUACACAAGGCCUUCCUUGCACGAUCUCAAUAUUCUCUGGUGUGAGAGUUGGUAACAAAUAAGCUUUCAUGGCAGUAUUAGCAACUACUGAAAUUUGUGACACAUACCCUGCUCUUGUGGAGAGUGGUGAUCUCCGUGUCUUACAGCCAAGUUUCCAGAUAUAUGGUGGUCGCCGAGCCUUUUCAGGACCUAUUGUGACACUCAAGGUCUUUGAGGACAAUGUCCUCCUGCGAGAAUUUCUGGAGGAGAGAGGUAAUGGAAGAGUUUUGGUUGUUGAUGGAGGAGGAAGUCUCCGAUGUGCCAUACUGGGGGGUAAUAUUGUUGUUUCAGCACAAAACAAUGGGUGGUCUGGAAUAAUUGUGAAUGGUUGCAUACGAGAUGUUGAUGAAAUAAACAGGUGUGACAUUGGGGUGAGAGCUCUGGCAUCUAAUCCACUGAAAGCCAACAAGAAAGGAGUGGGUGAAAAAAAUGUGCCCAUUUAUAUUGGUGGCACGCGCAUUGUCAAAGGGGAGUGGUGCUAUGCAGAUAGUGAUGGUAUUCUUGUUUCACAAAGUGAAUUAAUCAUAUAAUUCCUUGUAAGUGGGUAGGGCAAUUCCAAUUAGAUUUGAUUGUCCUAAUUUAUAGGUUCUUAGAAUCUAAGACUUCAUUAAUUUCAGUACACUUUUACCUUGCUUGUGAUUGCAGUGCUGAAGUCAAGUGUUUUAAAUCUCCUUAUAUUCUUGCAUACUAUAUUUUUUCGUGUACUUGUUUUCUGCAAUCAACAUCCAGCGAGCUUUGUUUAAGAUUGAAAUUCCUUAGAUAUUUUAAAACAGUAUGUUGAGUAUAAAUCUGAAAGUUCGUUUUUCUAA